Synchiropus splendidus (mandarinfish) is the source of this 3120-nucleotide messenger RNA. Its product is annotated as leucine-rich repeat-containing protein 49. Gene Ontology annotation, molecular function: U2 snRNA binding; protein binding. The transcript has 18 exons. NCBI's taxonomy places the organism in Eukaryota, Metazoa, Chordata, Actinopteri, Syngnathiformes, Callionymidae. Bases 166 to 2556 code for a protein of 796 amino acids. Gene Ontology annotation, biological process: mRNA splicing, via spliceosome. The record is from RefSeq and is a predicted model, not a curated record.
UCUGCUUCGCUCACAGUAACUUUUAGGCGCUGUGGUUGUGAGAGCGUCUAUAUUUCUGUUUGUAGCCAUAUUAUUAAAUUAGACUAGUUGAACACAACUAGUGCUGAACGCUUAUACUACGGAAGUUGUCUACUUAAAGCUAGCUGACGCUAACGCUAGCUCUACAUGGAGCACGCCGACGACUCAGGGACUCGCCAUCAGAAACACAGCAGGAACAAUGACCACCACUUCUCUCUUUUUCUGACGCCAGUGGUGAGCAGCUGCAAGCUGCAUUCUUCAUCCGCCAAAUCAUCACAGAGAGUGUCAGAGCGGAUCCGUUUUGAGAGAGACAUAAGUGUGAAUGCCACCCACCAAACAAGUCCUUCAAACCUGGAGAACAGACUGCAUUCAUGCAGUGAAAGACUACUCGUCCAGACUUCGUCAGUGCCUCUGUUUUCCAGUGAUAUGUCUGAUUGUGAUGCUCAUAAUCUCGCGCCGUUGACCAUUAAACCUUUGAAUAGUUUGCGUCCAGAUUCUGCGACAAACUAUAGCUACAGCUAUGGAAGACCGACCCGUAGUGCAGGUGCCAAUCACAAUGCCUUAAAACUCUUAGAUGGAGUCUCACAAAAUGCUGCUCGUCACUUCAGACGUUUGCUUUGCAGCAGCUUUGUUUCCAACUUCCGAAGUAUCAACUUUAACAGACGGGGUUUGGAAGAAUGCCCGCAGCUGGCUGCUGGAGAUGAACUUCAGCUUCUCAACCUCCAGCACAAUCAAAUCUCACGUAUCCAGCAUCUGUCACGUUUGCAACAGCUCGUCUUUGUGAACCUGUAUGACAAUCACAUUUCAGAAAUGACCGGCAUUGAAGCUUUGAGCUCCCUCAAGGUCCUUCUUUUAGGGAGGAACAGAAUUGAAAAAAUAAGUUGUCUGGAUCGCCUUUCCAAACUUAACAUCCUGGAUCUUCAGCACAACCAGAUUUCCCGAAUUGAAAAUGUGUCGCACCUGAAGGAGCUAGAAGUGUUGAACCUGGCGGGAAACAGGAUCUCCAGAGUGGAGAACUUGGAUGGACUGGACUGUUUGACUGAGCUGAACUUGAGAUACAACUGCAUCUUCCUUCUUACUGAGGUGGACCGCCUGCCCUCCUUGCAGCGCCUCUUUCUCAGCUGCAAUAACAUCACCAGUUUUGACCAGCUAGCUUUCCUCGGAAAAUCACACUCCCUUUCUGAGCUCACCCUGGAUGGGAAUCCUGUAGCCCUGGAGACAUGGUACAAGCAGGCCGUCCUGCGCUGUGUGCUUCAUCUGAAACAGCUGGACAUGAAGCGCAUCACAGACGAGGAUCGGCGCAUGGCUGGCGUACAGGCUCGAAAAGAAGAAGAGAAGAAGAAGGAGAGUCACAAGCAGAACAUUCAUAAGGAGAAGCGACGUCUAGCGAUUCGUAAUGCGGCCCAGCUGUGGGAGGGAGUCCGAACCUGCUUGGAGCUGCCAUCAACAAACGGUGCUAAAGAGGAAGCCAGUCCAGACAACAGCCCUGCUCACAGCCCCAACCAGAGCAACGGUCUCACCCAGGACCCUUCCCCUGAAGAGCCCAGACGGGUGAGCCCAGGCUCUGGACCGGACCGACCCACGGGGGGAACUGAGACCCGACUUCGCACCAACAGCCGCCCAAACAGCCCGAGGGAUCCAAAACUUGUGGAGACGGGAAGUGUCCAGAGUUUGUCACUGUCUGAGAGUCACCUGGCAGAGCUGGAUGGAGACACCCUGCGUUUGUUUGGACCUGGUGCUCUGGAGGCCCUGGAGAGAGGCUGGGGAGCUCAGACUGCCGGUGCCGUCACUGUCAUCACCUUCCGCUACAUCAACUAUGAUUCCAUUGUACCUCUGCUCCCUAGAAUAAGGGUCAAAUUCCCCAAUCUAUCGCACAUGAUUUUCUUGGAAACCAACAUCAGUCGCCUGCCACAGUUGGCCGCGUUGGCUCAGGUGAGGCGUCUGGACCAGCUAACCAUCCACCCAGAAGGCAACCCUGUGGUUGGCCUGUCUCUCUGGCGCUCUUUCGUCAUCUACCGUCUCCAUCACUUCAACCUCCAGAGGAUCAACGGCCAGGAGGUCACCAUGAAUGACGUGAUCGCUGCCGAGCGUGUGUUUGGGACGCUAGGGUACAUCGCCGCUACCGAGACUCCACGAUGUCGACUCCUCCUGCUGCUGGAGGAGUCAAGGAAGCGACAGCUACAAUUCCUCUUGGAGGGGCGUGGACGGCGGCCUGGGCUGAGUCCAGAGGAGCUACGGGACAAUGGGAAGCUCCUGGGAGACGGACUGAGCCGAGCUCUCUUCAACUACCCGAGUCGAGACUGUAGCACAGACAGUCCAGAGGAGGGCUCAGUCGAGGCGUCAGAACGCGCUGCCAUGGUGCAGCAGUACCUCCAGGAGUUGGUCCAAAGGGCAUCAGACACAAAUCUCAAGGGCGAGGCUCUUCACGACCUCUGGCCUUCCAUGUUUGCCGAGAUGGUGAAGGACUGUGUGCUGGAGAUGAGAGACAGAGCCGCCUUCCGCCAAGCCAGCCUUGCCAAGAUCUCUGAGACCAAGUGAUGAGGACCAAAGGUUUUCUCGAAGACCUUCUACACACACAGACACUCUUUCCCACCGUUGCCACUACACUCGUGUGAACAUUAACAACACACCAUCAUCUUUAAACAGCAUUUUUAUUUAUCUUUGGCAAAGAAUUGCGUCUCUCCCAAACGUCAGGGAAGCGCUCUCCAAAGACGGACGGAAACAAGAUGUCUGUGGAAAGCCUGACCAAGCCGGCGUCAAGUUCGAAUGUAGAGUCUCACUAGUCCUCAGAGCCGUCACACUUGAUGAAGGUCAGAGCUAACAGUGUAUUGUUGACCCUGUGGGGCUUCCAUUGCACUUUAAAACAAAACAACACUCUUUACAAUCUUCAGCUAGGAAUGACCAUGAUGGCUUUUUGUUUCAGACUUGAAUGACUUUCCUGUGUCUUAAAUCUUGAUUGAUGCAUUGUUCUCUUUCACCGUAACAACAAGGACCUUUCUCGGUUUAACACAGAUUUUCUGUAUUAUACUUAGUAUUAAAAUAUUCUGUAUUAACACACAGCAUCUGUGCGUUCUUGUCUUUUCUAGAAAUGUCUCCCAGCUC